Molecule: messenger RNA, 552 nt
Organism: Aspergillus melleus
Lineage: Eukaryota; Fungi; Ascomycota; Eurotiomycetes; Eurotiales; Aspergillaceae
Product: D-aminoacyl-tRNA deacylase
Exons: 5
Coding region: 1-552 (183 amino acids)
Biological process (GO): tRNA metabolic process
Cellular component (GO): cytoplasm
Molecular function (GO): D-tyrosyl-tRNA(Tyr) deacylase activity
Source: RefSeq, a predicted model, not a curated record
AUGAAGGCGGUUCUUCAGCGAGUCAAGUCCGCCUCGGUCACCGUCGACGGCCAACAGAUCUCCUCGAUCGGUCGUGGAUUAUUGGUCUUGGCGGGCGUGGGGAAAGAAGACACGGAGAAAGAUAUGGAUACGAUGGUCGGGCGCAUAUUGAGGGCUAAGCUGUGGCCAGCAGAUGAGGAUGGCGGACAGUGGAAGAAGAACGUGCAGGACAUUGAGGGAGAGGUGCUCUGUGUGUCACAAUUCACACUCUACGGCGACAUGAAAAAAGCCAAACCCAAUUUCAACGGAGCCGCCGACGUCGAAACCGCACGCCGACUGUACGACUAUUUCUUCCAGAAAAUGCGUGCUGCCUACAAACCCGAGAGGGUGCAAAACGGCGUCUUCCAGGCUAUGAUGGAUGUCGACCUACGAAACGAUGGGCCGGUGACGAUCGAAAUCAGCACAAAACUGCCCCCGAGCGAGAAAAAGGAGAAGAAGAAGGAAAGCGACGAGUCAGCGGAAGGCGAGAAGAAGUCGUAUGAGUUCAAAUUGCCGGCUUCGCUUUUGGAGUAA